AUGUCUUCAGAGGAAAUCUUUAAUUCGACCUUUUCUACUGAAGAUCUGACAGAGCUGAAAGCGUAUCCUUUAAGAUGGAUCGUAUUUAGCCUAUUGGCCAUCCGCCUGGUGGGAACAAUCGGAAUGGGUCUUCUUCUUGGAUUCUCAUCCAUCUGGCUUCGACGCAACUAUUACGAGGUUUUCCUUCUUGUCCAUAUCUCCCUCUCAGCGGUAGUCCUCGUUGGUUUGUUCAUUCACACAAGCGUGUUUACUGGUGGAUACGAUAGGUAUCUUUGGCCAGUAGUGAUUGUUUGGCUAUUAGACAGAAUUGUCCGCAUCAUCAGAUUGAUAUAUUGCAAUCUCUAUAUCCGGCAAAACGGCGAGGCGCUUCUCAGUUCCAAAGGUACAGCGUCCUACGAUAGCGCCUCCAAACUCAUCCGGCUUGAAAUAACCCCGGGAUCUGGAGCUUUAGCUCCGCGUCCUGGCCAGUUUUACUAUAUAUACCAACCGCUGAGAUGGAGAGGUUAUGAAAGUCAUCCAUUCACAGUCGGAAGUUGGUCGCAGAUUACGGACAAUAAGGGAUUUAGCGGGGCUGAGAUUGUUCAUUCUGAAGAAAGAAAAAGUGGAUAUCCAGCCAAAUACACCCUUGUUUUCUGGAUUCGGCCCUUUGACGGGUGGACGCGCAGGCUCCGAUCACAGUGCAUACACUCUGAAGGGAACAAAAUCGAAACUACAUUUCUACUUGAAGGGCCGUACGGUACUUCGAUCCCGUUAUAUAAUUUCGAGAAUGUUGUCUUGAUAGCUGGCGGAGCUGGCUUUGCAGGAGUAUGGCCGCAUAUAGAGGACCACAUGAGGCGCUCUCAGUCGCUCGAUUCGCAACAAACACAUGUUGGAGUUCAUUCGCCAGCAGCUCCGUUGGUACGAACGAAAAGUAUAACAUUGGUCCUCGCCUCCCGGCAAUCUGGACUUUUCAACGAGCUCCUCGAAACCGAAACGGUUUGCCGACUGAGUAAAUUGGGCGUUAAAAUAGAAUUCUACUCGACUUCUCGCUCUACAAACUCUUCAACAAAUAUCCAGGAACCGGACGAGAACACCCGGCUACUUUUAGAAGAGAACGAGACUCUCUCUGGACAACAUGCCCCUACGUUCAUACCAAUCAAGCAUGGCCGUCCAAAUAUCAGGAAGAUAUUAAAUCAGGCCUUGUGUAACUCUUGCGAAACUGAGGCGGGCUCAUCGAAUACUAAUAUGCGAGCUGCAGUGCUAGUUUGUGGACCUGCGGCGAUGUCAGAUGAGACAAGAAUCGCAGUUCGCGAAUUGCUACAAAAGGAGCGGAGAGGAAUUGAAUAUUAUGAAGAAGCGUUCAAUUGGUAG
Messenger RNA from Uncinocarpus reesii 1704, 1350 nucleotides. RefSeq lists its product as uncharacterized. Lineage: Eukaryota; Fungi; Ascomycota; Eurotiomycetes; Onygenales; Onygenaceae. Bases 1 to 1350 code for a protein of 449 amino acids. Gene Ontology annotation, biological process: intracellular iron ion homeostasis; iron ion transport; copper ion import. The record is from RefSeq and is a predicted model, not a curated record. Gene Ontology annotation, molecular function: ferric-chelate reductase activity. Gene Ontology annotation, cellular component: plasma membrane. The transcript has 4 exons.